AAGAGCUGCGAAGGCAAAAGUUGAGGCACUUCCUUUGACACAUGAACGUGCCCUAAACGUUAUUAUAUAUGUAAACAGUGAAAACAGCAGAGAAACCAGAACUCACUCUGUUUUCUCUAGAUGGCUUUUUCUUGGUUUCGUGUAGUUGUGCCCCUGUGUUUAGCGGUUUUAUCGGUUGCUGUCGCCAUCAUCUGGCAGAAGCAGGCGAUGCCGCCCCUUCUGCCCGCCGCCCUCGGUGUCUGCUCUCUGGCCGGGAUGGCACUUGUUUGGAGGGACAUCAGCUCGAAGAUGAAGGGUGAGCACCGGACGUUAAGCGGUCUGCUCAGUCAGUAUCUGGCGGUGAAGGCUGUGGGCUGGCUGGGCAGACGGCAGAGAAAGAAACUCGAAGCCGAUACGCUCAAUGUGAAGCAAGUCCAGGAGGAGACUCUGCUGAAGCGCCUGCGCAAAAACGCGAACACAUGUUAUGGAAGACAGUACGACUUCUGCUCAGUUAAAGAUAGCGUUAGCUUCCGGGCACGUCAUCCCAUCACCACAUAUGAGCACUACCAUGAUCUCAUCAGACGCAUCGCUGCCGGAGAGGAGAAGGUGAUCAUUGCUGAGAAGCCACUGAUCCUAGCCAUGACCUCCGGGACGUCAGGACCCAGUGCCAUGCUGCUCAGCACCAAAGACACCAACACUGAGUUCUUCUUGCAGGGAGUGAGUGUGUGUUUGGAUGCCAUGCGGCAGGCCUUCCCUGCGACCGACAGCCUCCAGCGCACAACCAAGUUCUUCUACACUCCGACUUUUCGGCAGUCUGAGGCCGGCAUUCCCAUUGGACCAAACUCCUCCACACCAGCCUCCUCCCGCCACAUGCUGAACCUCUACACCACCCCAGCACCCGCCUUUGAGGUUCCCAGCGAGAAGGACACCCUGUACCUGCACCUCCUGUUUGCUCUCAAAGAUCCCAGUGUGGGAACACUGGAGUCCAACUUUGCCUCCACAGUUUUCUAUGCUUUCAGUGCCUUACAGGAUCGUUGGCAGGAGCUUGUGGAGGACAUUGAACAAGGGAAGGUCAGCAGCUCUCUGGCUCUGGAGCCCAAAGUGAGGGCCAGGCUUGAAGCUCUGAUGAAGCCAGACCCAGAGAGAGCUGCUCAGCUCCAGGCCCACUUCCAGGACGGCUUCAGGGGGAUCGCCAAGCGGUUGUGGCCUCACCUCCACCUGGUGCUGGCAGUGGACUCGGGCUCCAAUGAGAUCUACGGGGAGAUGCUGAGGGAGAAUUACUGCCAGGGAGUGCCUUUCUACUCACCCUUUUAUGCUGCUACUGAAGGUCUGAUAGGGGUGAACCUGUGGCCUCAGGAGCCAAACAGACGCUAUCUACUGUGCCCUCGCUCCAUGUUCUGUGAGUUCCUGCCAGAGAGCAGCCUGGAAGAGGAGACGCCUCACACUCUGCUGAUGGAGGAGGUGGAGGUGGGACAGAACUACGAGCUUGUCAUCACAAAUCCCUCAGGACUCUUCAGAUACCGCAUUGGAGACAUUGUGAAAGUCGUUGGAUUCCAUAAUCAGUGUCCCAUUAUUGAGUUUCAGUACAGACGGGGUCAGAUGUUGAAUGUUCGAGGGGAGAAGGUGUCUGAAGCCUUGUUCCUCAAUGCUCUGAAGAAAGCUGUUGCUCAGUGGCCAGGAGCUCAGCUGGUCGACUAUUGCUGUGCUGAGAGCGGCAUCAUGGGAGAUUCAAUAGGCGGCUCAGAUCCUCAUUACCAGGUGUUCGUGGAGCUGAAAGGUGUAAGGAACCUCACAGAGGAACAACGAUAUAAGCUGGACAUCUGUCUCCAGCAGGACUCGGCCGUCUACAAGUCUUUCCGCAUCAAAGGCAGCAUCGGACCAAUGAGGGUGCAGCUGGUGGCGGCGGGUGCAUUCAAGGAGCUUCGUAAGCAGAUGAUGGCCUUCUCAAACACCUCACCCAACACCUUCAAAAUGCACCGAGUGCUGCGCAGGAAAGAAUACGCUGAUUUCUUAUUGGGAAAAACAGUUUCCUGAAAACCUCCGGUUGUGGUGAAUGAGAGUAAGACUGAGUGACGUAUGUAUAGUGUUUUUUUUUUUUAUUAACUUUUCAUGAAGGAGUUGAUCAAUUGUGCCUUUGGCAACCGUUAGAGACAAAUAACAAUUGAAAAUGUUCAUUCGACUGAUUUAUUUUCUCAACCAUAUUUAUAAUUUUAUUAAAGCGAACUGUUCAACUGUUACUGUAGUUUUGUUGAAUGAAUUUCAGGACCUCGUCUGGCUUCCGUGACAGUCAAAGACAAACCAUAUGCCUUGUAUAUACUGUACCAAAGUUUCACUCUGAGUUAUGGGAGGAAAACUGCCACAAAAAUGUAUCUAACCAGGUUUUCAUGUUGAUGCCUUAUGUCGGGUGAUACUCUUGAGGAAAAAACGUUGUAGUUAUCUGGAGAAAAAGCAAAAGAACGACAGAAAACUUGUAAAACAUUUACAUUGCUACAUAUUUUUUAAACAUUACCCUUUCAAUAGAUACCAUCUGGUGUUACUGAAUGUUUGUGUAGUCACCUGUGAAGAUUAAAGUGACAUCUGGCAACAUUUACAUCUAAAACUAAACCCCUUGUUCGCCUAAACGGUGGAGUGGAGCUGCAAGGCAGCAGAGAAAAGCAUCCUAAACUUUGCUAUAUCUCUAAAAGUAAAACUCUGGUGUAGGGUUUCUUAGAAAUGAUAAAUGAAAACCUGAAAGUGAAAAAAGUAAAGUUAUUUUUACAGAUGAUAGCAGUGUCAGGACCUUAUUAUCAACCACUAGAGGGGGCUAGUCUUAUAUGUAAGACACAGAGUAACUGUCAUUCACUUAUUUGUCUCAUGAUCCCCUGUCUCUAAGCUGGACUCUUGAUCACGUCUCUGUUAGCACCUUGAGCUGAAGCCUGUCACUGUAAAUCAACCAAACAUAAAACCAGAUGCAGGAAAGAGUCUGAACAACACUUUACUCAAGUGCCAAUGCACAAUAAUGGACAUCAGUGAUAGAUUAAAGCUAGUAUGGACUUAAAUAUUUACAAACUUCAAGACUUUUAUAUUUUGUGAGAUUUUAUCCUGUCUUCAGUUCUAAUCAAUUAUUUAUCAUGUAGCCAUAGAUGGAAAAAUGUGCAGCUGAACACUGAACGAGCCCCUUUCUGAAAGUCUGUUACUCUCAUGUGUUGUUGCGUGGCACGCUUCUCUCCUGCAGGUCUCUCCGUUCACAAAGUGGGCUAAUAUUUUUAGUAACGUCCCAUUUCAGCAGAGAUUUGACACUGCUCGCGCUUUAUUUUGGCUCCGUGGUGCGAUCAGGCCGAAGCAGCAGUGAAGUGAUAAAAGCUAAAUUUACCUCAUUGAAGCGCAGACCACAUGGCCUUUUCACGAGACAGUGACGUGAGGGAACAGAGGCUGAGAUCCUGUUUUCCUCUCUGGAAACAGUUAAACCUGUAGUUACCUGAAGAAGUGAAAGUCUCUUAUCUUCCUCAUGUUCCGCUGUCACAUAAACACAGACAUUUAUGAGCUUUAAAGAACUGAAACUACAGAAAUGAGAAUGAGCUGUUGUUGCCUUUCUUUGCCUUCAUAAGAGGUGAGCGGUUUUAACUUCAUAUGAAGGAUGAUAUUCAUCCAUAGGUUGAAACAUUCUAAAAACAAAACCUUUCAAACCCAAAAUAAUGAACCUAGAACUUAAUGAGCAAAUUAAACAAUGUGCCUAAUUUUCUCAGUGUCAUGUUAAGUUUCAAUUAAAC
This is a messenger RNA of Toxotes jaculatrix (banded archerfish), 3728 nucleotides long. It is a transcript of the gene ghdc, whose product is annotated as GH3 domain containing. Gene Ontology annotation, molecular function: acid-amino acid ligase activity. The transcript is spliced from 11 exons. NCBI's taxonomy places the organism in Eukaryota, Metazoa, Chordata, Actinopteri, Toxotidae. The coding region runs from base 121 to 2013 and encodes 630 amino acids. Gene Ontology annotation, cellular component: cytoplasm. The record is from RefSeq and is a predicted model, not a curated record.